Molecule: messenger RNA, 276 nt
Organism: Linnemannia hyalina
Lineage: Eukaryota; Fungi; Mortierellomycota; Mortierellomycetes; Mortierellales; Mortierellaceae
Source: the annotation of a GenBank genome assembly
AUGUCGAACCCGGAUCGAAUCUCCCAGUACUACCGCAAGAAGCUGGAGCAACACGAACUCACCCCAGAAGAAUGGGUUGCUGUUCGCUAUACUAUUGCGAAGCACACACUUAUCGCGCGAUCUCGUUCAUGGAGUCGGCUGCAGUCACUGGCCUUUGCUUCAGUAGGACUUUCGGUUGGAGGCGUCAUUGCCAUGGAGUCUGGCAUGAAAACUGUGGAAAGCAGGCUACAGGGGUCUGGAUCAGAGCUGCUGUACCUAAUGGACCGAUACUCGUAA